CCUUGUGUGGCUACGUUUGCCGAUCUAGCCUAGCAUAUUAGUUGAGAAAAACUAGAUGUUUCUUCGUCUUUCUCUGUGAUUCGAAGACAACGUUUAUAAUCUCUUUCUCAAAUUUACAACCAUCCAAAACGUGAUGACAACUCAUCCUGAAGUUCUGUGGGCUCAACGUAGCAGUGAUUCUGUUGCUGACAAGAACAUCGUUUGGUUGACCGUGAACGUGCCAGACAUUGACGAGACAAGUCUCCAAUAUGAACUGACGUCUACCGAGAUUUCUUUCAAAGCAACGUCAAAAACCGACAAGAGAGCAUAUGCGUUUUCGCUCCCGUUAUUUGAUGAAGUAGACACAGAAGCGUCUCUACACAAAUUGAGCUCGCGUUCUUUCACGGCGGUGCUACGAAAGAAGGCCCUCAAGGCUGAGUACUGGCCACGACUAACGAAGGAAAAGAUGAAGCUGCCGUUUGUUAAGACUGAUUUCAGCAAAUGGGUCGAUGAAGACGAGCAAGACGGCGCCUCUUUGGAAGAAGAUUUCGGCGGCAUGGGAGACAUGGGAGGUAUGGGUGGCAUGGGCGGCAUGGGAGACAUGGGCAUGGGAGGUAUGGGCGGCAUGGGUGGAAUGGGCGGCAUGGGUGGUAUGGGCGGUAUGGGUGGUAUGGACUUUAGCAAGAUGAUGGCUUCCAUGGGCGGAGCUACUGGCCCAUCGGACGCAGAUGAACCCGCUGACUCUGAUUCUGAUGAUGAUGGCCCACCCCCUCUUGAGGAUGCUGAACCCAGUGCGUGACCGAUAGAGUAGCCCCUAAAAACGGAAAAACUGUACGCUGUAGAUGCGAUCCCGUUAAUUGUCAUUGCCAAUGAAUCUGCUUAUUGCACUAUCAUUCUUGCAAAUCCAGCAGGAAUAAGUAGGUGAACGUGCACGCGGGAAGAACAUUGUGUAGGUACCAAACACAUCCCACUUAAUGAUAACAAGGCAUCAUUUCUCCAUAUUUUCCUUCCUUCUCUCAUGUUCUUUAGUAUUCCUGGCUCCGCGGUAUUUAAAUCGUUCACUAAGCACCGGUAGAGUAGUUGAUUCUUUCCCCACACCGAAUAUCGAAUACAUUUAGUUUGGACAGCUCUCGUUCAAAACCCAAGUUUAUUCUCUUCAAGUCAACUCUUAUCGUCGGUCUACAAAUGCCACAGCCC
Messenger RNA from Suillus subaureus, 1176 nucleotides. RefSeq names its product HSP20-like chaperone. The transcript has 5 exons. Gene Ontology annotation, cellular component: cytosol; nucleus. The coding region runs from base 134 to 778 and encodes 214 amino acids. Gene Ontology annotation, biological process: chaperone-mediated protein complex assembly; protein folding. The record is from RefSeq and is a predicted model, not a curated record. Gene Ontology annotation, molecular function: protein-folding chaperone binding; Hsp90 protein binding. NCBI's taxonomy places the organism in Eukaryota, Fungi, Basidiomycota, Agaricomycetes, Boletales, Suillaceae.